GUAGUCAGUGUCCAGAGUAAUACAAUUGUCUUAUACAUUUUGUGAUAAUGCAAAUAUGGUGGUAUCUCAGGGAUCCAUAACAGUACCGUGUAAAAUGUCACACACACCCCUCAAGUCUUUCACCAUAAACUCUAUAUUACCCGAAACACUUCUUGAUAUGCGUACUGGCAGGUCAAAACCGGAAGACGACUGUUUUAUGAAGGAAGAAACUGUAUCUGAUACUGAAGUGAGUGAUUGUGAAUCAGAUCUAGACGUCACAGCUACAACACCACCGUUGGAUUGUUCAAACAAGUGUGGUGAAGGCGACGAAUGUGAAAAAGAAGAGAAAAUACCCAAUGAAAAACCACGCUAUAGCUACAAUGCUCUCAUCAUAAUGGCAAUCAGAAAUAGUCCAGAAAAACGAUUGACCCUGAACGGAAUCUACGAAUACAUAAUGAAAAAUUUUCCUUACUACAAAGAAAAUAAACAAGGUUGGCAAAAUUCUAUAAGACACAAUCUGAGUUUGAAUAAAUGCUUCGUUAAAGUACCUCGACAUUAUGAUGACCCAGGAAAAGGAAAUUAUUGGAUGUUGGAUCCCUCCGCUGAGGACGUAUUCAUUGGAGGUACCACAGGAAAACUGAGACGAAGAUCUACAGCAGCAUCAAGAUCUAGAUUAGCGGCAUUCAAGAGAACUCUAUCUCUUUACUCCCCUUUACCGUCCUAUUAUCCACCAUUUUACCCGCCCUCUACAAAUCUUAUUGCCGCAGCAUAUUCUAGAUUCAAUCCCUAUCUACAUACCCCGAGUAGUCCCAGUGCUCUUCUUAGACCAACACCCAUUCAAAUUCAACCGCAUAACUUUGCUGUUGACAAAAAUUUAAUAGCAGGCCCUACUAUAGACAUAACAAGUAAUCCAUUUUUGAGACCUCCGCACUCAUUAUUCGAAAUUUACAAUAAUUUCAGACUUGCAACACCAUCACAAUAUCCUCUUCAAUUACCAAUUCCAAGUUUAUCAACAAAUAGAUCUACUAUACCUUCUGCAAGUUGCUCGAGUUCACCCGAUUCAAGGUCUCACCCCGAAGGACUGUUGAAACCGGUUACGGUAAUAACAAGGAACAAUUAGUGAUUACCGGGUUCAUGUUGAAUGUAUAUAUUAUAUUUGUGUAUAAAUUGUUUUUUGUAAAAAUGAUAAGUUUGUGUAUAUUCGU
Molecule: messenger RNA, 1184 nt
Organism: Leptinotarsa decemlineata (Colorado potato beetle)
Lineage: Eukaryota; Metazoa; Arthropoda; Insecta; Coleoptera; Chrysomelidae
Product: fork head domain transcription factor slp2
Biological process (GO): regulation of transcription by RNA polymerase II
Cellular component (GO): nucleus
Molecular function (GO): sequence-specific double-stranded DNA binding; DNA-binding transcription factor activity
Source: RefSeq, a predicted model, not a curated record